Molecule: messenger RNA, 1536 nt
Organism: Saccharomyces paradoxus
Lineage: Eukaryota; Fungi; Ascomycota; Saccharomycetes; Saccharomycetales; Saccharomycetaceae
Gene: MKK2
Product: putative mitogen-activated protein kinase kinase MKK2
Exons: 1
Coding region: 1-1536 (511 amino acids)
Biological process (GO): cell integrity MAPK cascade; protein phosphorylation; regulation of fungal-type cell wall organization
Molecular function (GO): ATP binding; MAP kinase kinase activity
Source: RefSeq, a predicted model, not a curated record
AUGGCUUCCAUGUUCAGACCACCAGAAUCCAAUAGGAGUCACCAAAACACUCCAAAAUUAACGCUUCCCGUAAAUUUAGUUCAAAAUGCGAAACACGCCAAUGAUGGACAACAUCUCAACCGAUCACCGUAUUCGUCGGUAAACGAAAGCCCAUAUUCCAACAAUAGUACUUCAGCUACUUCCGCCACAUCAUCUAUGGCUUCAAGUUCUACUUUACUGUACAAUAGAUCAUCAACGUCUACAAAAUCUAUUACAACUAUUAAAAACAGGCCAGUGCCACCUCCAUUACCACCCUUGGUACUAACACAAAAACAAGAUGGUAAGGAAUAUAGAGUUGUCGGCGAUAGUCAACUUUAUGAAAAAUUCUCGAACUUGCAUGUUGAUACAACUUACAAGGAACCACUGUCUGGUGAUCUUCUUUCCACUAAGCCAUCCAAUAUAGACACCAAUUUUAUGAGGAAAGAUCUCGGCACACCAGGAGGCGAGGAUUCGUACCCCUCGACACUCCUCUCUGCGUAUGACUUAAGCAGUAGCGGGAGCAACUCCACCCCUUUAAGUGCAAAUAACAUGAUUUCUUGUUCUGCUUUAAUACAAGGGAAGGAUGUAGACCGAUUAGAUGAAGAAGCAUGGAAGUUUGGGCAUCUCAAGAACGAGAUUAUUACACUAGGAAUUUUAGGAGAAGGUGCUGGUGGCUGUGUAGCCAAGUGUCGAUUGAAAAAGGGGAAAAAGGUUUUUGCAUUAAAGACAAUCAACACUAUGAAUACUGACCCAGAAUAUCAAAAGCAAAUAUUUAGAGAGCUACAAUUCAAUAAGAGUUUUAAAUCUAAUUACAUUGUGCAGUACUAUGGCAUGUUUACUGACGAACAGAAUUCUUCGAUAUACAUCGCCAUGGAAUAUAUGGGAGGAAAAUCGCUGGAGGCAACUUAUAAAAACCUGUUAAAACGUGGUGGAAGAAUAAGCGAGAGGGUGAUAGGAAAGAUAGCAGAAUCUGUCUUAAGGGGUUUAUCAUAUUUACAUGAAAGGAAGGUUAUUCACAGAGAUAUCAAACCUCAAAACAUUCUUCUUAAUGAAAAGGGAGAAGUCAAAUUAUGCGAUUUUGGCGUCAGUGGGGAGGCUGUCAACUCUUUAGCAAUGACGUUUACCGGAACCUCAUUCUAUAUGGCCCCAGAACGAAUACAGGGUCAACCAUAUAGCGUAACGUGUGAUGUAUGGUCCUUAGGACUAACUCUUCUAGAGGUUGCUGGAGGGCGGUUCCCAUUUGAAUCUGAAAAAAUAACGCAAAACGUGGCUCCGAUAGAAUUAUUGACCAUGAUCUUGACGUUUUCUCCUCAAUUGAAGGACGAACCUGAACUAGACAUAUCCUGGAGCAAAAAAUUUAAAUCUUUUAUCGAGUAUUGUUUGAAAAAAGAUGCCAGAGAGAGGCCUUCUCCCAGGCAAAUGUUAAAGCAUCCAUGGAUAGUGGGGCAAAUGAAAAAGAAAGUUAACAUGGAGCGGUUUGUGAAGAAAUGCUGGGAAAGUGAAGGUGACGAGAGUUAG